AUCCCGCCGAAAAUGUCAUGAUCAGUGCUAAUCUACUUGGUUCGUACAGACGGCUUGAGCCAGCCCGCGAUCAUUGCUGGCGACCAAAUUAGCCCGUUUGAUCGGUCAUACACGUAUCUGGCUCUAUGCGACUGCGAAUGUAACCCUCAUCGCGAUGCAUCGGAGUUGUCCGUCAGGAGUGUGCAAGCAAAACCUUGCUCCGCCCUCCUGUCUAUCUACCUAUUGGGCGGUCUCGAAUGAGUGUGCACGAGCAGUGAGGAGCUUCUUCCAGAAAGCCCAACAACAGAACUUGUUUCGGCCAGGCUGGGCGUCAAUCUACUAGCCUGGGUCACUCACCAACAUCAACACGCUGCCGUUCCACAAGCACGGUCACUGCCAGCGUGGACGGGACAAACACAGCUUCUUCAACUGCCGAAGAAAACCCGUCUGGGCACACGCAGACCGAUCAUCGCGGAGCAAUUUCUACAAGGCCUUGCGCAGCGUGCAAGAUGCGUCUCAGCUGGUCCACAGCGCAGGCGCCAGUAGCGAGCACCAGUGCUCUGCACGUUGACGAGACAGCCUCACGCAUGCCUUCCUCUCCCGCCAAUGGAAGGCGUCCUCAGCCAAUACGAAGUCAUACCGACAGCGUAAAGGCGUCCGCAAGCAAGUCAACGAGCACUGCCUCGCCUCGAUCCAAGAUUGCUCAAACACGCGAAUGGCAGAAGGAGCUCGACGCAUUCGAAAACAUGUCGAUCGAAGAAGCGUCGGCGCCAGUCUUGCUGCGCCGGAGCACAGAACCGCUUAAACUCAGCAAACGGCGACUUUUGGCAGCCCCAAACACUAGACAGCGCGAUGCUUCCUCCGAUGGCGAGCUCGUCCUCGAUGCCAUCUGGGAAAGCUUUCUCGAAGAUGUCAUGCAGACUAGCUCGUCUCCGUUUGAUGGUGCGGUAGACGCGCCCAAGCGAGCGGAACGCAAGAAGCAUCGUCCACCGCCAUUGCAGCUGGCAGCGAGACAUGUCACAUUCCAGGACACAGCGAUUCCACUGACAGCGCCGUUGCCUGCUCGAAGCCAGUGGAUCUCAUCUGAAGAUCUGCACUCGCGGCAGUAUAGCCAUCGCAAUAAUUCUGGUUCGACAAGCUCAGUCUCUUCCCUGGCACCUUCGCUCGCUCAAUCGGGCUAUGCCAGCACAAGCAGCUUUUUGACCAGUCCGUCCUCUGAGAUCUGGAGCAGAAGCUCGUCAGCCUCGACAAUGGACUCCAGCAUAGCGUCGCCCAGCGCUAGCGAGACCUGGUGUGCCUCACCGAUAGACACCGUGUCAGAAGAGAGCAAGCAUCGCCUCAAACCAAAAAGAAGCUUCUACAUCGAGGAGGCAGAGCACGAAGACGACUGGCAGAACCAGUCCGCCACUGACCAAGUACUGGAAGUCUAUGGCUUCGCAAUCUGACGGAUGGCUUCCGAGUCUCACGGCAUUGACGAUCACGACACACUGAUGACACACUGAUGAACGAUAUGGGUUGUUGUGUUUCUAUGCCUCAGUUGCAAUCAUGACUGGACACGAUGUAGGGCAGACCCUGCAGCGAGGAUCUACGCGACGAUG
This is a messenger RNA of Mixia osmundae IAM 14324, 1577 nucleotides long. RefSeq lists its product as uncharacterized. The transcript has 2 exons. NCBI's taxonomy places the organism in Eukaryota, Fungi, Basidiomycota, Mixiomycetes, Mixiales, Mixiaceae. The record is from RefSeq and is a predicted model, not a curated record. The coding region runs from base 489 to 1424 and encodes 311 amino acids.